UGUCAGGGUGUAGCCACGUGCAAGCGAGUCAGAUCCUCAGCGUGCUGUCUGUCCUACGAUCAGAGACACCGGUCCCGAUACCAAGGAUUUACAAAUACACAUCAAUAUACAAAUAAGAUCAACUAGAAUUUCAAUUUGAAGCAAAAGGAAGCAGAAGACAGACCCAAGAGUACCAGGAUGACUACCCAGAAGAGUGCCCCAGUGGACCGAGGCUGUGCUGUAGCCGUCAUCAUCUUCAUCCUGGUACUGGGCACACUGCUGCCAUGGAACUUCUUCAUCACUGCCAUGGAGGUACCACAGCUUCUCUGUCACACCCACACAGCAUCACUGCCAUGGAGGUACCACAGCUUCUCUGUCACACCCACACAGCAUCACUGCCACGGAGGUACCACAGCUUCUCUGUCACACCCACACAGCAUCACUGCCACAGAGGUACCACAGCUUCUAUGUCAUACCCACCCACCCACACAGCAUCACUGCCAUGGAGGUACCACAGCUUCUCUGUCACACCCACACAGCAUCACUGUCACGGAGGUACCACAGCUUCUCUGUCACACCCACACAGCAUCACUGCCAUGGAGGUACCACAGCUUCUGUCACACCCACACAGCAUCACUGCCAUGGAGGUACCACAGCUUCUCUGUCACACCCACACAGCAUCACUGCCAUGGAGGUACCACAGCUUCUCUGUCACACCCACACAGCAUCACUGCCAUGGAGGUACCACAGCUUCUCUGUCACACCCACACAGCAUCACUGCCAUGGAGGUACCACAGCUUCUCUGUCACACCCACACAGCAUCACUGCCAUGGAGGUACCACAGCUUCUCUACCUCAUCACAACCUGUCACACAGACUCACAACAAAAAUUUUAACUGAUUGACAUGGAUGAAUAUUACACAUUCAGGCAAUACUGUCUAAUAUUAGUUUGUUCUGUGUUGAGAGUAGGGGGCUUGUGUCACCUCUGUUCUCCCAUUGUUUUCUGCUGAAGUAUUUUGACGACCGCCUCAAGGGGACUGCGUCAAGUAUCGGAUCGACCUUGGUUACUAACGGGACCACCCCGGUUACUAACGGAACCACCCAGGUUACUAAAGGAACCACCCCGGUUACUAAAGACUACAGGUUUGCCAGCUGGAUGACUCUUCUAGCCCAGUUACCCCUCCUCCUCUUCACCCUGGCCAACUCCUUCCUGUAUCAGCGGUGGUGAGCAACAACUACAGGGUUCUAUGUGUGUUACUGUUGUUUCCACCUCUAUAGUGUAGUGGUCUAACUCAACCUUUAUCUUGUGUGGCGGUAGGAUCAAAGAGAAGAUCCGGAUUACUGUCAGUAUGUUCUCCAUCCUCUUCCUCCUCACUGCAAUCAUGGUGUGCCCAUGCAGCCUCACAGCUUCUUCUCUAUCACCAUGGCAACUAUAUGGUUCAUCAACUCCGAGUUGGUUCCCACCCGUCUUCAUGUCUUUGGGUCCGGUUGUAUAUAAUGUAAUUAGUAAUCAUAUACACUACUGUUCAAAAUUUUGGGGUCACUUAUAAAUGUCCUUGUUUUUGGAGGAAAAGCUGAUGUCCAUUAAAAUAACAUCAAAUUGAUCAGAAAUGUAGAGUAGACACCCGCAAAACACCGGUCUCAACGUCAACAGUGAAGAUGCUGGCUUUCUAGGCAGAGUUGCAAAGUAAAAGCCAUUUCUCAGAC
Oncorhynchus gorbuscha (pink salmon) is the source of this 1685-nucleotide messenger RNA. RefSeq lists its product as uncharacterized. The record is from RefSeq and is a predicted model, not a curated record. The transcript has 3 exons. Lineage: Eukaryota; Metazoa; Chordata; Actinopteri; Salmoniformes; Salmonidae. Bases 178 to 882 code for a protein of 234 amino acids.